This is a messenger RNA of Xyrichtys novacula (pearly razorfish), 10936 nucleotides long. NCBI's taxonomy places the organism in Eukaryota, Metazoa, Chordata, Actinopteri, Labriformes, Labridae. The record is from the annotation of a GenBank genome assembly.
GGGGGUCGCUAACAUUUCUUUUCAGUUCCAAAACGCCAUGAGGAAUAGAGAGGAGCAAAGGUAGACACUUGAAGCCACAUUUAAACGAUUUCGGACUCCAGUAAUUAUCAAUUUCAAAGUUAUACAUUGUAAAAUAGCCCGAGCUUACGUAUCCUUUUUUAAUUUCAGAGACGUUGAACCUUGCUGAUCGUUGUGACUCUAUGGCAGUAACUAUUUUGGUUAGUUUCUCAGCUACACGCUCCGAGCACUGGUGACAUGUUCGUAAACAUUAGUAGGUUUUAGGAGUCUAAACGUGUAACUUGCCCUUUUAACCAGUUGCCGAUAAAUUAUUCCCUGCUUAUGGUUACGUUUGCAAAUUAACAUAAAUUCAACAUAAUAGUCUGUAUUUUGAAUCUAUCAAUCAUAGAUCUCGUCAUAUCAAAAGAGAUACAAACCAUCCUAAUGUUAGUGUUAUGUUUAUGUCUUGCAGCUCUAGUCUGAUGCCCUGAUGAGGUGAUGCUGCAUGUGUCUCGCUGUCCUCUGCAGAGGACACUUAUCUCUCUGCAAUGGAGGUGUCAGCGCUCCCUCUGCUCCACCAGACCUCACUCUGUACCGGGGGAGGACUCCACAGAGACACGCCUGAACCCCCUUAACAUACAGAUGCUGUCAAGGAACCUCCAUGAGCAGAUCUUUCGUGGCAUUGAACCAGAGUAUGGUGAAGAGGAUGUGGAGCGCAGCAUCAAGCAUCUGCAGAAACACAACCUGUGGGGGAAAGAGACUUCACCAUUACCUGAUGUGGAGCUGAAGCUUCCUAGAAUGUAUGGAGCCAAUAUUGACGAGCACUUCCAAGUCUUGGCCAAGAAGCAGAGUCUUCCCUAUCUUGAGGCGGCAACCAAACUGCACCAGGCAGAGCUUCCUCCCAUGCCACAGGAAUGGAGCUGGGAGGUUGGUUGGACCCGCUAUGGGUCAAAUGGAGAAAGUCAGAGGGUCGAUUUCCCAGCAGAGUCGGCGCUUGUGUUUGAUGUGGAAGUGUGCAUGACUGAGGGACAGUGUCCAACGCUGGCUGUUGCUGUGUCUCCCACUAACUGGUAAGAAAGUAGAGCAGAUUAUGUAAAGCAAGGGUGUCAAACUCAACCACUGCUAGGGCCAUAAUCUGGAUUUAAGUCUAACCUGAGGGCCCAACAGGGUCGACAUUUAACCCAAACUGUCAGCCUCCUUUUCAAAAUAUAUAUAAGUAAAUCAGCAACGAUUAUAAGUCAUUUGGAAAUUCAAAAAGUAAAAAAGGAUAUAUUUAAAAGGCAAUCUGAGAUUAUUGGAUUAGUUCAAAAGAUCAGAACACAAUAUUAAAAAUAGAAAAAUAAUGCUUUUAAAAACCAAAUACAUGAGGAGAAAGUUGAAAUCAUAAGUUUAAGAAGUUAAAAUAUGAGAUCAUUUUGAAAUCAAAAUAUGACUUCAACUUUUAAACUGGAAUCUAAAGGAUUAAUAUGACAUAAAUCUAAAUACUGAGUGGAAAAAAAUCAAAGCACAAAAUAAAAAGUCAAAUCAUGUUUGACUUGUAAUCCUGAGAUGCAAAAUUGUAAAUAUGAAUAAAACGUUAAUUAUUUUUUACCCAUAUUCUUGACUAUUUAUCAAAACUUCCUCACUCUUUACUUCCCCAGAUUUUCAUUAAUUAUUAAGGAUAUUUCAAAUAAUUGUGCUAAAGUUUACAAUAUUAUCCUGGAGGAAAUCCACAGACCUUAUACUGGUGGGCCAAUAAUAAUACAAAUAUGACAUGAUCUCGUGGGCCAGAUGUAAUUGUUCAACGGGCCAGAUUUGGCCCCCGGGCCUUGAGUUUGACACCUGUGAUCUAAAGGGAGAAAAUCGACCAGUUGUAGUUAACUGUACAUCUGAAUUGACAUGUUAUUCUGCUUUUGGUUCAGUUGUUUGCUUGCCCCUUAAAUGCUACAAAAACUGCAUAACACUAUGUUUUCAUCCACAUGAUCCAUGAAUUUUAAUGAUUCCACCAUAAAGAAUUCUCACUUGCUGUUUUAGGUACUCUUGGUGCAGUAAACGUCUGAUUGAAGAGCGGUACUCCUGGUCAAACAAGCUGACCCUAGCUGACCUCAUCCCAUUGGAGACACCUUCAAACUCUGCACGCCCGCCAGGUGGUCAGUGGAAAGAGAGGCUCAUAGUGGGCCAUAAUGUCAGCUUUGACCGGUCUUUUAUUAAAGAGCAAUACUUACUCAAGGUCAGUAGCUGUCUGUUUCUUUGCUGCAGUUUCAUAUUUUGGGAAUUUAGACUCAAAUUGUCUCUGCUUUUCUUCCCCAAGGGUUCUAAAGUUCGCUUCAUGGACACCAUGAGCCUUCACAUGGCUAUUUCUGGUCUUACUGGGUUUCAGCGCACGCUGUGGAUGGCCAGUAAACACGGAAAAAAGAUGGGUCUUCAGGAAGUGAAAGAACACAUAAGGAAAGCAAAACAGAAAAAGGAGGGCCCAGGGGUUUGUAUCUUCAAUUCACUAUAUUUUGAUUCAGUAUACUUAAAUUUGUAAAAAUUUGUGUGGCUGUCUCAAGUUGCAAUUGUCUGGAUGCUUUUAGCGAGGUUUGGUGGAGUCAUUAUCAGUGAAACUUUAAGGUUGUUUUUGUUGCUUUAUGGCUUACUUGAUGGGACAGUUUGAGAGAGUGAGAGUGACAUGUACCCAAUAAUGUUUCUGUUGGGAACCAAUCCCAGUGAGAAAAGGAUUGCAACCCCUGCACACGAAGAGCCAGCUCCACUAACUAAGCCCAACCAUCUCCCACUGAAACUUAUUUGCCAUAAUAUAUCUGCACACAGAUUGGCUCCUGGGACUGGGUGAAUAUUAGCAGUAUUAAUAAUCUGGCUGAUGUCCAUGCUCUGUAUGUGGGAGGACCACCGCUGCAGAAGGAGAUCAGAGAGACCUUUGUAAAGGGGAGCAUAGUGGACGUCAGAAACAACUUCCAGGUUAGAGGAUAUUGACAAAUUCUCAGAUUAUUUUAAAUGCAAUCAUAUUAAUACAGCUUCUUCAUGAAAUAACUGCUAAUGAGUUUGCCUCUGCUGACCUCUACAGGAGUUGAUGCAGUACUGCGCCAUGGAUGUUGAAGCCACACAUCAAGUUUUCACGGAGCAGCUACCGCUCUUCCUGGAGAGGUUAGUGGUUGGAAAAGUAAUCGAUCUGACUAAAUACCUGAUCUUGCUGCCUUCUCAGCGCUUGAUAUUGACAUUAUGUUUCCUAUCUUUUAUAAGGUGCCCUCACCCUGUGACGCUAGCAGGAAUGCUUGAGAUGGGAGUGAGCUACCUUCCUGUCAAUCAGAACUGGGUGCGUUACCUGGAAGAUUCAGACGACACUUAUGAAGAGCUGCAGAGAGAGAUGAAGAAGUCUCUGAUGGCUCUGGCGGAUGAUGCCUGCCAGCUGCUGCAGGAUGACAAGUAAGACAAUCCCCGAAAUAGCUAUGAAUUAGGGCUGGGCAAUAUGGCCUCAAAUCAAUAUCACGAUAUAUUAAGCAGUUCACCUCGAUAACGAUAAAUGGACGAUAAUCUCCACAAGCUGAUCACUUCAUUCCACAUUAACUUUGUCUACUUCAGCGAUCGCUCCAGUUGCUCCAACUUUUGACCCGUCCUCCAUCUCCUCACCUGUCUUUACCUCUUUGUUACAGACUGGAUGGGUGGCGUAAUGUCUCCGACAUAGGACAUUAUCUUAAAGGAACAUGAGACCAUAGCCUACCUACACACAUCCAACCAACUUUUAUUUAUUUAUUUUUCUGACACCAAUAUGGGCAAAAUGAUGUUGGUUAUUGUCUUAAAUUUCAAUAUCGGUAAAUUUUCAGCUUAUCGGCCAGCCCUUCUAUGAAUAUAACUGUUGCACCUUGUGUAGUCUGGGCUAAAAGUGUGUGAUGAGACAAGGUGGAUUACAAAGCAUCAUCAUAAAACAUCAUAAAAUUUAUGGAUUUUAUUUAUUUGAUUAAGAUACAAAGAAGACCCCUGGCUUUGGGAUCUUGAGUGGGGUGUGCAGGAGUUCAAGCAGAAGAAAAUAGCAGUGAGUAAGAAGAAAAAGAUGACUGAAACUUGGACUUCUACUCCUCUUCCAGAGUGGGAAGAAGGUAAGAAAUAACCAACAUUUCAUUCAAAGAGCUUAAAAAUGCAAAAAUUAAAAAGAAUAAAAAUGUUUAAAAAAAUGCUGCUGUUGUGAAAGGCGAUGUUAAAAAUGCUAACUCAUUACAUUUACAAAUCAAUGCUGCACUUCUCUUUAUGUCCAAGAUGUUAUAGAGUUUCCAUAUCAGUUUAUCUAUUUGGUCCCAGAUCCAGGUCCACCUUCUGAAGAGGAGAUGGCUGGUCCAUGCCCUGGCAGACUUGCUGUGGAGAAGCUGAAGGAAACAGUGAAUCGACUUCCUAAAAGAAGACAACAUCUGCCUGGACACCCAGAGUAAGAUCACUCUAAAGUAUUUAUCAUAGUUUCCCUUCCAUUCACUGUGGGGAGUGUACAGUGAGACUCCUACCUUCCACCCUCUGUGUCCCUUAGGUGGUAUCGUAAGCUCUGUGAGAAGAUGUCUGAAGACGACAGCUGGUCGCCUGGAGCCAGCCUCAUCAGCAUACAAAUGAAACUGACUCCAAAGCUAAUGGGUCUGACGUGGGACGGUUACCCACUGCAUUACACGGAAAAACGCGGCUGGGGUUACCUGGUACCCGGACGCAGGGAUAACCUCGUCUCUGAGGGAGAAAACAUAGGACCUGUGUGCCCUCAUAGGUGUUUAUAACACAGAGCUCUUACAACAUUCAUAACAUUUAUUUAUUUUAUUUAGCCUUUCUUUAACCAGGUUGGUCCCACUGAGAUUAGAAAUCUCUAUUACAGGGGAGACAAGCCAAGAGGGCAGCAGCAUAGUUCCUUUAACAGAUAAAGUUCACAGCACCUCAACAUUAAAACAAUCUCACAUAAAACAUUUACACACACAUGAGGUUGAUUGUAAUGAUUUCACUAUAGCUUUAAAUUCAUUUAGUGUCACAAGAGCUUGAAGGCGAAGUUCAGACUGCAGUUUGUUUCAGGUAUUAGGUGCUGAAAACCUAAAACCCUUCAUGCCCAGUUAAGUUCUUACUUUGGGGACACCUAACAGUAGAACAUCCAUAGAACAGAGAUUGUAACUUCCAUGCUUUCUUGUUAAGAGACGAGACAAAUAUGACGGGAUAUUGCCCGGAAUGGCUUUGCAAACAUAAACUUCAAAUGAAGUAGUCUAUAUUUUUACAAUUAGUGUGUUCAUUUUAGUGUGUGUGUGUGCCACUCAGAGCUAUUGAGAGGGUUUGCAGCGAGUAUUGUGAGGAGAACAGCAAAGAGCAGCCGCAGUAUCUGGACCGUGAGCCUUCAGAGGACUUCAUGCUUACCAACAGCACUGUGUGGACAAAGGUCUGUUUACUCUUACAUCACAGUAUUAUUCAAAAAUCCUUUUCCCUUUGUAAAAUUGCAUAGAAUAUUUCCUACAGCUUUAGGUUUUGCCUCGGUGUAAAACAAUGGCAUGAUCAACUAUUUGUAAAUCCAUGACUUAAGACCUUUUUAGACUUGAGCUAGCAUGAACAACACAAGCUCAUGCAGACUUGAAGGUGUAUCAUUCCUUCAUUCGAUUUUUAAAAUAAAACUAAAAAUGAAAAAACAAGAAAACAAAUUGUUUUCGAAAUCUUCGUCUGCAAAACAACAAUGAAAAAACACAUACAGGCUCAUUUUCCAAUUUCCAUUUUCGUCAGCUAAAAUGAAAAUGGGAUAAAUGGAUACAACAGUUUUACCUGAUUUAGACUUUUUUGUCUGUUGAAAGUUUCAUGACCCAGAAGGGAACCUUUGGCAUCGUGGCUGGACUCGAGAAUUAUUCAGAGCUCAUACGGCCCUUUUUUCGGAUUUCCAGCACGCUGCAGAAGGCAGGGGUGCCAAGGUGCUCUGAAAUGUCUGUCAGAAUGUUCUGUGCCCAAAACAACCUGAGAUGAAAAUGAUCUGUAUCAGACACACAGCUGGGGGCCGCCCCCUACGAAACUUUGUACAGACGAAAAAGUCUAAAUCACAUAAAACUGUCAUUAUCCACUUAUCCCAUUUUCAUUUGAGCUGAAGAAAUCGGAAAAUGAGCCGUCAUCCAUUUUCUAUUUCAGUUUUAGAGACGAAUAUUUAGAAAACAAUUCAUUUUGUCGUGCUUUUCAUUUUUGGUUUUAUUUUGAAAAUCAAAUGAAUGAAUGAUACACAGAUUGCGAUGGUUUUCUCAAUUAAUUGACAAUGGUUUAUCAAUUCAUUUUAGUUGUUAAAUAUUUAAAAAAAGUGUUGAACAUUUUGAAAAAUCCACAUUAUUUUUCAUCUGAUGUCAAGGUGGAGCAGUUAAGUACCGUUGAGGGCCUGAAUGAAGAAAAUGGAGUCGCAGCGACGAAAACUGGAGCUAGGAAGAACACGGUGAGUGAACUGUACUGUCCUGUACUGAAAUAUUGAUUUAACUGUGAUCUGCUUUCUGAUUGAUUUUGAUCCUGUAUCAACAACAGUCCCAAAGCCCAGCGAAUGUCCCAGAGAGUAAUCACUGCCAUUAUCACCAAGGAAACGGCCCCUACAAUGAUGUAGAUGUCCUAGGGUGCUGGUUCUUCAAGUUGCCUCAUAAGGUAAAGUUAGAAGAUUAAAUUUCAAACAGCACUGACAUAUUGUCCCCACACUAAGGUCAAGUUGAAUUGUGAAUCUGAAUCUGUGUGUUUCAGGAUGGAAAUCACAACAAUGUUGGCAGUCCCUUUUCCAAAGACUUCCUUUCCAAGAUGGAGGAUGGAACUCUUCAAGCAGGACGGGGUGGAGCUAGUGCUACACGUGGUCUGGAGAUUAAUAAAAUGAUGUCUUUUUGGAGGAAUGCCCAUAAACGUAUAAGGUACUAUUCCUUUGCCUCACUGGAUAGUUAAAAGCAGCUUUUUCAGUUGUAAAAAGGUGAAAAUAAAAUCAAACUCUUCGUCUUGGCAGCUCUCAGAUGGUGCUGUGGCUACGGAAAGGAGAGCUUCCCCGCACUGUCAGCAGGUUUGUCUCUUAUAUUAGCGCUUCUUUGUUUCCAUCGGUUUUAAGGUUGUGUUUAACAACCUCCCUAUCUCCACAAGACACAAAGAUUUUGAUGAGGAGGGUCAGUAUGGAGCCAUACUACCUCAGGUCAUCACUGCUGGAACGGUGACCCGAAGAGCUGUGGAGCCAACGUGGCUGACUGCCAGUAAUGCUCGGGUAAGAGGCACGGCUACAAAGAGCAAUCUGCACAUCCAGAUCACAAAUUAGAUUAAGAUCUCAGCUGCAGAUUUUGUCUUUGUGUGUUAACAGAAGGAUCGAGUCGGCAGUGAGCUGAAAGCCAUGGUGCAGGUGCCUCCAGGAUAUCACCUUGUGGGGGCAGAUGUAGACUCACAGGAGUUGUGGAUCGCUGCUGUACUGGGAGAGGCUCACUUUGCCGGCAUGCAUGGUGAGGUUCUUGAGCUUCCAUAUGAUUAAAGUGCAGUGCCAUCCUGCGGGAAGCACUGAUGCAUAUCUCACCUGUGUUCCUUGUAUGUGUCUUCUGGGUUCAGGUUGCACUGCAUUUGGCUGGAUGACCCUUCAGGGAAAGAAGAGUCAGGGCACUGACCUGCACAGCCGCACAGCAGACACUGUAGGGAUCAGCCGAGAGCACGCUAAGGUGUUCAACUAUGGACGCAUUUAUGGUGCAGGGCAACCUUUCGCUGAACGGCUGCUAAUGCAGUUCAACCACCGCCUGAGUCAGGUAGAAGCUGCCAGCAAAGCCAGGCAGAUGUACGCCUCAACAAAGGGAACACGAAGGUAGAGAGAGACGAAGAGUUGUGUGUUGUUGGGGAAAAUUUAGAGCGCUUUGUGCUGAUAUGAUCCGAGGGUUUCAUGUUUGGGUGUAAAUGUUUCAGAUUCUAUCUCUCAGAGGAAGGUGAGUGGCUGGUACAUGAGUUGGAUAUAGACGUGAAGAGAGAAGAGGAUGGGAGUGUCCCUCUGGAGGAGUUGUGGAGGAUCAGAAGACUGGCAUCAAAAAGGUGAGGGAGUUGACAUCCACAACAAUCGCUGGUAAAAUUUGGGAUUUUAUUCCGUGUGUUUCCUUGAAGCCGUACCCUCACUUGUGUCCGUUUACAUCCUGUGGCUCAUACACCCCAGCUCUAGGAGCAGAAGGUGGGAAAUAUUCGACAAACGUAUGUGGGCCGGAGGUACUGAGUCGCACAUGUUCAACAAGCUGGAAAGCAUCGCUCAUUCAGAACAGCCAGCCACUCCUGUUCUUGGCUGCAGGAUUAGCCGAGCACUGGAGCCCACAGCAGUGAAGAAUGAGGUGAGAUGAUGCUGAUCUCUCAUGCUUCAUCUCAGAUGUACAAAGCGUUUGCUAAAUAUAUUAACAUUAAAGCACACAUCCCCAAUCCACUGGUAUGCCACAUCAAGAGCUCUGUGUACCAAAAAAAAAAUUCAUCAGUUUUCCAAUUAGGAUCCCUGACUGGAUGUAGUUAUAAAAGGUUAAAAAGUCUUCUUGCUUUAAAAGUAAAAAUGUUGCCAUGUCUUUUUUUGUCAGUUUAUCACAAGCAGAAUAAACUGGGUGGUCCAGAGCUCUGCUGUUGAUUACCUACAUCUGAUGCUGGUGGCCAUGAAGUGGCUCUUUGAAGAAUACAACAUUGACGGCCGUUUCUGCAUCAGCAUCCACGACGAAGUGCGGUACCUGGUCUGCAGUGAGGACCGUUACCGAGCAGCAUUGGCGCUCCAGAUUACAAACUUGUUAACCAGGUCUGCUUUCCUCUAGCUAGCUCUUCUUUUUUUCACUUAAAAUAAAAACAAUAGACCUGACAGCUUCUCUACUGUAUGCCUCUGUCUUCUUUAGGAGUGCAUUUGCUCAUGCAUUGGGUAUGCAGGACCUCCCUCAGUCAGUGGCCUUCUUUAGUUCAGUCGACAUCGACCAGUGUCUGAGGAAGGAGGUGAAUAUGGACUGUGUCACCCCCUCUAACCCCACAGGUCUGGAACGAAAAUAUGGCCUCCCACAGGGUGAGUGUGUUCAUAAUCAACAAUCAUUUUAUAUUCACCUGUAAAGAUGGUCGAAAAUGUUUACAGUGCUCAUAAAGCCAUAUAUCUUGCAAGAAUAUUGAGUCUCUAUCCUACAUAAGAGGAUUAGGGUCACAAGAACAGAAAAGAAUAAUUAAAGGAGGGAGAUUUUUUUUAUUUCUGUUUUGAGAUUAAAGUCGAAAUCUCAAAAGUUGAAAUGAAAUGUUGAAUGGCUUAAGUUUGUCGUAGCCAUCCAUGUGCCAUUGGGUCAUCGGCUUCAGUAACGCCUGCCCCUGAGAUACAAUCUCAACAUUACAACUUUAUUCAUGAAAUUUCAUGUUUAUUUCCGUCAACUUUAAUCUUGUAACUUUGACUUUAAUCUCAAAAUUUCAAAUUAAUUCACAACAUUUCGACUUUAUUCAUGUUGACUUUAUCUCAAAAUUUUGACUUUAAUCUCGAAAUUUAAAUUUUUAAUCUUGAUUUUGACUUUAUUUACCUAAUUUCGACUUGAUUCAUGAAAUUUCAUCUUUAUUUGCGUCAACUUUAAUCUCGUAACUUCAAUUUUAAUCUCAACAUUUUUAUUUAAUUCACAAAAUUUCGACUUUAUUUAUGUCAACUUUAUCUCAAAAUUUCAAUUUUUAAUCUCAAAAUUAUGACUUUGACAUAAUUUCGAUUUUUUUAUCUCGAAAUUCCGAUUUUAAUCUCCCCCCUAUAAUUAUUUUUUUUCUCUUCAUGUGGACCUUUUCCUCUUUCAUACUGUCCAGGCCCAAUUCAAGACAAAAAGGCUGUAAAGUAAGAGCACAAAUCGAGCAGAUGUAAAACAGAAUUUUAUAAAUGAAAGCUUGAAACCCUCCUGAGUUUACAUAUUUGUUUAUUGAAGAGCAUAGGUCUUUAUCCUGUCUUAGUCUGCCACAAGACUGAAAAAUAAAGGAAAUUUAAAAACUCUUUUAUGUCAAACAACUGUACUAUCUUUAAACAAGAACUGAAGCUGCUCAAUGAAAGUCAGAGUAAAAAUCCAGAAGUAAUGUAAAAUUGAUCAGCUGAGAUUGAACCUGUUAGGAAAUGCAUGUCACAAACAAAACACAUUCACUUUAAUUCAAGUAGACUUAAAUAGGAACACAGCCAGUGUGUUAAUACUGUGUGCAAACUUUCCACAGGUGAGGCCUUGGACAUCUACCAAAUCAUUGACAUCACCAAAGGCUCUCUGAACAAGGGAAGAUGAGUUUCUAAUAUUCAAAACAGUUCAAAGUGCCAACAGGCAGUAGCUGGAGAGGGUGUGUUGUUGUUGUUGUUUCUAUCAAAUAUGAGCAGCGUCACUGUUUUCUCUUCUUUUGUUUGGGUUCUUGUGUCUCCUCUGCUUCCUGUGACUCUGGGGUCUAAAAAUAAAGAAGACGAAACACCUCAGUCGGGAGUCAUCUACUGGAAAGAGUGUGUUCAAGAGAGCUAACUGUUACCAAAUACAAUGUGGAAGAAGAGACAUUCACAGAGACGUUGAAGGCACUGAUUUACCUCGUCACUGUCACGCUCCUCUUGUAGGGCUGCGUCUAAAGUUGCAGCAUUGAUGCGGAAAUCUCUGGAGGUGCUCAGCUUCAUGUACUGCAUCAGAUUUACCUGCAAACACAGAUAAACAUGAAGCUAAAGACAGUAAGAGAAACCUGUCGGAUGACUCCAGACUGACUGUGUCUGUGCUUGCAUACAGUUACGAGCAUUUCUCACUGCACUCUGAGAAUCAUGUCCCAACAUUAACAUAUAAUACCUUUGAUUUCUUUGAGAGGGUGAUGAGGAAUUUCUCGUACUGCUCAAUGCUGAAGAUUAAGUCAGGGAUGGCUUUAGUCUCACGCUGAAGUUUAGCCUUACAGGAGAAAAAAAGGGUUUUAUUCAAUUCCUUUUCUUCUUUUCUGUAAAAAAAUAUUUGAGUAUACUAUUUUCAUGUUCUAGAUUUGUAUAAUAUUAAAAGAGAGGAAUGUUCUUACAGAG